AUGCAAGCCCCCUUACCGACAAUCCUCGCUCCUCCUCCUCUACCAGACGGUUCCGAUGCCCCCGCCCGGUCACCCGAAAGACACGCCAACAUCGUCAAGUUUCAGUCAGAACUAGAGUUUGUGCAAUGUCUGGCGCAUCCGCAAUACCUGCACGAACUGCACAUUCAAGGCUAUCUGGCCAAACCCGAGUUUCUGAAUUAUCUGAGAUACUUGGAAUAUUGGCGGGAACCAGAUUACGUUCGCUUCAUCAUAUAUCCGACAUGUCUGGUGUACUUGACGUUGCUGCAAACUGAAAUGUUCCGGUCAAGAUUGGGAGAUAUGGGCUUCAUCAUGGAGCUGAUAAGAGUGGGAACAAAGCAUCAUUCAUCUUGGCGUGUGGAGAAGCCGCCAGAGGAAGAGAAACCGAAGGAAGAACCGUUCGUGUCGGGUCCAGUCAUGGAGGAUGAGGACGAGGAUGACCAGGCUGAAGGAGAUCAUGGUGACAAGAAGGAGAAACGGCGCAAGAAGAAGGGCAACGUAGCUGAAGCUUAG
This is a messenger RNA of Cryptococcus amylolentus CBS 6039, 531 nucleotides long. RefSeq lists its product as hypothetical. Gene Ontology annotation, biological process: regulation of transcription by RNA polymerase II. The coding region runs from base 1 to 531 and encodes 176 amino acids. Gene Ontology annotation, molecular function: transcription coregulator activity. The record is from RefSeq and is a predicted model, not a curated record. The transcript has 4 exons. Gene Ontology annotation, cellular component: mediator complex; core mediator complex. NCBI's taxonomy places the organism in Eukaryota, Fungi, Basidiomycota, Tremellomycetes, Tremellales, Cryptococcaceae.